Molecule: messenger RNA, 970 nt
Organism: Octodon degus (degu)
Lineage: Eukaryota; Metazoa; Chordata; Mammalia; Rodentia; Octodontidae
Gene: Atp6v1e2
Product: ATPase H+ transporting V1 subunit E2
Exons: 2
Coding region: 219-899 (226 amino acids)
Biological process (GO): proton transmembrane transport
Cellular component (GO): proton-transporting two-sector ATPase complex, catalytic domain
Molecular function (GO): proton-transporting ATPase activity, rotational mechanism
Source: RefSeq, a predicted model, not a curated record
CAGGUUCUGGGGUGUGUUCCAAGUUCCAUGUUCUGUGUGCAGACUCCCGGCGCCGCAGCAAAGGCGGGCCUUGGCAGGGCCUGGCUGUGACUCUAGCUUCCCUUAUAUACUCCACAGCUGGCAAAGAGGAACUUUGGAGACAGUCUUGACACUACCCUCACUCAGAGAAGCCCCCGGGCCCGCUCGCUGUCUCUCCAGCCCCCUUUCGGAGAGCCGCCAUGGCUCUCACUGACGCCGAUGUCCAGAAGCAGAUCAAGCACAUGAUGGCUUUCAUCGAGCAGGAAGCCAACGAGAAGGUGGAGGAAAUCGAAGCUAAGGCUGAGGAGGAGUUCAACAUUGAGAAAGGACGCCUUGUACAGUCCCAGCGACUCAAGGUUAUGGAGUACUAUGAGAAGAAGGAGAAGCAGAUCGAGCAGCAGAAGAAAAUUCAGAUAUCCACACUGAGGAAUCAGGCAAGACUGAAAGUCCUUACAGCCCGAGAUGAACUCGUCUCGGAGUUACUGAGGGAGGCAAAGCUGAGACUCUGCAGGAUUGUGGCGGACCCGAUUAUGUACCAGGAGCUGCUGGAUAAACUAGUGCUCCAGGGUCUGCUCCGCCUGCUGGAGCCCAUAGUGAUGGUGCGCUGCAGGCCUCAGGACUGCCUCCUUGUGCAGGCUGCAGUGCACAAAGCCAUCCCUGAGUACAUGAUGGUCUCCCAAAAUCAAGUGCAGGUCCAGAUUGAUCAAGAGGCACAGCUGGCCAGCAACACGGCCGGGGGCGUGGAGCUCUACAGCGGCAACCAUAUGGUAAAGGUUGCCAGUACCCUGGAAAGUCGACUUGAUCUCUCUGCCCAGCAAAAGAUGCCCGAAAUCCGAGAGGCUUUGUUUGGAGCUAAUGUCAACAGAAAGUUCUUUUCAUGAGGUACUGGAAGGAGAAGCUGGAAAGUGAACUGCUAGAUCAUGUGGCCUUAAAUCAUUUGGGCCGAGGAAAC